AUGUUUAAUCAAAGUGGAUUAGGAGGGACCACGUUUGGUUUACCCGGAGCAACGGUGAGUCAGACGACACACAAUCCAAUGAAAGAUUUCGAAGUGACGUCGCCGCCGGACGAUUCGGUAUCAUCGAUUGCAUUCAGUCCGGCAUCGUUACCGCAAAAUUUUUUAAUUGCCGGAAGUUGGGAUAACAACGUGAGGUGUUGGGAAGUCGAACAAUCCGGGAAAACAAUACCGAAAUCCAUUCAGUCUAUGGAUGGACCCAUACUGGACGUUUGCUGGUCCGACGACGGAACAAAAGUUUUCAUGGCUUCCUGCGACAAACAAGUUAAAGCUUGGGAUUUGGCGUCUAAUCAAACGAUUCAAGUGGCUGCCCACGACGCUCCUGUAAAAACAUGCCAUUGGGUACAAGGCGGAGUUUAUUCUUGUCUCAUGACCGGGUCGUGGGAUAAAACGCUUAAAUUUUGGGACACGCGAACGCCCAAUCCCAUAAUGACAAUAAAUCUUCCGGAAAGAGUGUAUUGCGUCGACGUAGAUUAUCCUAUGGCCGUCGUCGGAACCGCCGGAAGGAGCAUAAUUGUUUAUCAGUUGGAAGGAAAACCACAGGAGUUUAAAAGAAUGGAAUCCCCGUUGAAAUACCAGCACAGGUGCAUCGCAAUAUUUCGAAACAAAAAGAAAAUUCCGACGGGAUUCGCCAUCGGGAGCGUCGAAGGUCGCGUUGCCAUACAAUACGUCACUCCGGCAUCGCCCAAAGAAAAUUUCUCAUUUAAAUGUCAUCGAGUCGCGAACAACACCGUCAACGGGUACCACGACAUUUACGCCGUCAACGAUUUGGCUUUUCAUCCCGUACACGGGACUCUUGCCACUGUGGGCUCGGACGGAACGAUUAGUUUUUGGGAUAAAGAUGCCAGGACGAAAUUAAAACCUUUCGAACCGUUAGAUCAGCCCAUUGUGGCAUGCGCAUUUAAUCACAACGGUCACAUAUUCGCGUACGCAGCUUCGUACGACUGGUCGAAAGGACACGAAUACUAUAAUCCGGCUAAAAAAAGUGCCAUAUUUUUAAGAUCUUGUUUCGAAGACAUGAAAGGUAGAGCCUCGUCGUAG
Pediculus humanus corporis (human body louse) is the source of this 1098-nucleotide messenger RNA. Its product is annotated as mRNA-associated protein mrnp, putative. Gene Ontology annotation, molecular function: ubiquitin binding; RNA binding. Gene Ontology annotation, biological process: transcription-dependent tethering of RNA polymerase II gene DNA at nuclear periphery; RNA export from nucleus. The transcript has a single exon. NCBI's taxonomy places the organism in Eukaryota, Metazoa, Arthropoda, Insecta, Psocodea, Pediculidae. The record is from RefSeq and is a predicted model, not a curated record. Gene Ontology annotation, cellular component: nuclear pore. The coding region runs from base 1 to 1098 and encodes 365 amino acids.